CGUCAAGACGACAUCGAUCAUAAAAACACCGAACCAAAUUCCCCCAGCACGACGCCGUUUCGUCGUGUCCAGAGACAAAUCAUUUCUCAUCGCUCUUAUAAAAUUAAAAUGAAUACUAGUUUAUUUUAUGGAAAUUCUGAAAUCGCUAUUGUGUCAGCUUCACUUUUUGUUUUUUCAAUGCUCUUACUAUUUUAAUCGCACAUUCAGUGACGGCCUCCACCCUCUCAGUCCCUGAAAGUGUACACCAUUCGAUACAAAAACGAUUCUUCUCUCGUCUCACUCGCAUUUCUCUCCUUUUUGGGCCAUUAAUUUUACUGUGCGGGGAGUAUAAGCUUUGUGAAUGUGAAUAGAAUUCAUCAACACAUUGGAGAAGAAGGGUGUUGUUUGUUUCCAUAACCAUGGGUCUAGGAGUAAAGGCGAAGUACCGCAGGGGCCCCACGGUUCAAAUUGAUUAUCUCAUCCAUAUUCAUGAGAUUAAGCCUUGGCCCCCAUCACAGUCACUCAGAUCACUCCGUUCCGUGUUGAUUCAAUGGGAAAAUGGCGACCGCAAUUCUGGGUCUACCAACCCUGUUGUCCCCUCACUUGGGUCUGUUGUUGGUGAGGGGAAAAUUGAAUUCAACCACUCUUUCAGGUUACCUGUGACUCUGCUAAGGGACAUGUCUGUUAAAGGUGAUGGUGAUGCAUUUCAAAAGAAUUGCUUAGAGUUCCACUUGUAUGAGCCUCGGAGGGACAGGACGAAAGGUCAGUUGUUGGCGACUGCCAUUGUAGAUUUGGCUGAUCAUGGCGUUGUGAAAGAGACAAUAAGCGUGAGCGCUCCAAUGAACAGUAAGAGGAGCUUUAGGAACACUGAUCAACCAGUUCUGUUUAUCAAAAUUCAGCCUUUUGUGAAGGGUCGUACUAGCUCCUCAUCUGGGGACAGCUUGUCGAGAGGGGCAUCACUGGACAAAGCCGGUGGUGAAUCUGUUUCGGGCUUGAUGAAUGAAGAUUAUGCUGAGGAAGCCGAAGUUGCCUCUUUUACGGAUGAUGAUGUUUCCUCACACUCAUCUCAGACAAUUUCUUCUGCUUUAGAUACAAAUCGCACUUUGUCUCCUAAAAAACAAGAGACUGGAGAAGAGACACGGCCUCAUAGCACUGAAGGUAAAAAUGAAAAGCAUGCCUUAGCCUCAAAACUAGGGCUUGAAAGACCAAAUUUAAUACAUGAAUUUAUGAAGGGAGGUUCAUCAUGCUCAUCAUCAGUCGACCUAUCUUCUGACCCUGGAAGCCCAGUAAAUGGUAAUGCUUCUGUAGCCAACUCUCCCAGCUCAAGUUCAACAAUCCUAAAAGCUGUUGGUUCAGAGACCGCCCCUUCUCCAUCCGCAUCCGUAUUGAAUGAAAAGGCUGAGGAGUCCCGCACCAGCAUGAGAAGCAAUGGCCAUGAGCGUUUAUCUCACGAGGUUAAUGACAAGGUUUUUGAUGGCAGAAGUAAAAUCACAGCUGUUAUUCAACAGAGUAGCAAGUAUGAUGAGAAAGCUUGGGGAAUUGGCAGGGAUUGCCCGGAGGCUGCAGUUAGUGAUGAUAGUUCUACGGAGGACAACGAAAGAAAGAAACAAGAAAACAGAGAUGAAAGACAACAUGUUGAUGAGGAAAAGCAAGCUCAGAGGGGAGGUGAAUCAUUCAUUGCACAUGAGGCUAACGGAAAGCAAGAUCCACUCGGAACGAAGGAAAAUAUAAAGCAUGUUAAGUCUGUUAGGUCAGCUAUUGACUCGGCUAAGAACGCAUUACCCAGGAAUGAUCAGAAUGCAGAACUAAAGGAAACUGGUAUUCAGGGAGAUGCACAGAACAGUGCAGGUGUUGCAGCAAGCCUCAGAGGGAAGGAAAGAAAAGAAGCUAAGGUGUAUCCUAGGGAUACAAGAAGUGUCAUUUUAGAAAGCAAAAUCCAUCAGCUGGAACACAGGAUAAAGUUGCUUGAGGGAGAAUUGAGAGAAGCUGCAGCUGUCGAGGCUGCCCUUUAUUCAGUAGUCGCUGAGCAUGGAAGUUCUAUGAGUAAGGUCCAUGCUCCGGCUCGGCGCCUUUCUAGGUUGUAUCUUCAUGCUUGCAAAGAAAGUUCCCGUUCUAGGAGGGCCAGUGCAGCUAGAAGUAUUGUUUCAGGACUAGUUUUGGUUGCAAAAGCGUGUGGGAAUGAUGUCCCAAGGCUAACAUAUUGGCUGUCAAAUUCCAUUGUGUUGAGAACAAUAAUAAGCCAGGUUACCGGGGAACCAGAACUACUUCUGUCUCCAGGGUCUUCUAUUGACCGGAAUGGUGCUGGAAAAGUAAAAAAUAAUGUGUCAUCUCCAAUAAAAUGGAAGGCUCCCUCCUCUGGGAAGAAAGAAGGAAUGAAGCUCUUAAAUGGAAGUUUCGACUGUGAUAACCCACAUACAUUUAUGUCUACACUGGAGAAGAUUGAAUCGUGGAUCUUCUCCCGAAUAGUUGAAUCUAUCUGGUGGCAGACUUUGACCCCACAUAUGCAGUCUGUUGCUGCAAAGGAACUUAAUGAAGGUGUUGACUCUGGGUCAAGGAAAAGGAAACUCUCAUCAAAUCUUGAGCUUGAUGGUAUUUUGGCCAAUUUCUGGUGGGGUCAUUCUGGGGACAAAAACAAGAUCCAUUGGAUUAGCUGGCGGGCUUUGGGGAUGCCAAAACAUGAAGGAGGCAUGGGGUUUCGAAACCUGCAUGAUUUCAACCUAGCUUUGUUGGCUAAGCAGUGCUGGAGACUCUUAACUGAGCCUGACUCUUUCUGGGCUAAAGUGAUAAAAAGCAGGUACUUUCCUAACUGUGAUUUUCUCCUGGCUCCCAAGGGUGCCAGAGCUUCCUGGGCAUGGUCCAGCUUGCUUGCUGGAAGAGAUCUCAUCCUUCGUGGAGCUCGUUGGCAAAUUCUUGAUGGUAGUAGAGUUCACCUUUGGACUGACAAAUGGCUCCCUUGUGUUGCCAAUCCUAUCCUCCGUCCCACUGAUGGAAGCACAAGAGAUGAUACUUUGAUGGUCUCUACUAUUAUUAACCCCAUUUCUAUGCAGUGGAACCUUAGUUGCAUUCGUGAUGCCAUUUCUGAUCGCGAUCUGGAAAAUUUUUUGGCUCUCCCAUUGGGUGAUGGAAGUGAAUCUGAUCGUGUUAUUUGGCCCUUGAACCACAAUGGUGAUUAUUCUGUGAAAUCCGGUUACCACCUUAUUCAUUCCAGAAACUCCUCCAAUGUUGACUUGUGCCCUUCUAGUCUUCAUGCUCAUACUGAUGUUCUUUGGAAAGUGAUAUGGAACUCCCCCUUAAUCCUAAAAUUAAAAAAAUUAUUGUGGAGAGUUCUCUCGGGUUGUUUGGCUUCGAAGGAGAAUUUGUUCAAGCGGCAUCUUGGUGACUCCCCCAUAUGCCCCUUGUGUGAGCAAGCAUCUGAAUCUUUGGAGCACUUAUUCCUUCUAUGCGAUUGGGUCAAGUUGGUUUGGUUUGGCAACCCCAUGAAUUAUUGUGUUGAUAGGCAACGUGUCACCUUUAUGGCUGAAUGGCUUUACGAUGUGAUUGGGCCUCAUAGCUCUCUAUGUGCUAACAGAACCUGGAUUAUUUCCCAUGUGGCCUAUACUUGUUGGGGCAUUUGGUGUAGUCGUUGUGCGACGAUCUUUGAUGGCAGUCCCUUGUGUCCAAGACAAACGCUGUCUCAUAUAAAAUGCAUGAUCUAUGAUUUUGAUAUGCUGAAAGAUGUUUCUCUUCCCGUGCACCAACCUGGUACCACCUUUACCAUUGAUGAUGUUUGGUCCCCCCCGCCUGCUGCAUGGUGCAAUUUAAAUGUGGAUGCUAGUUGGGCAACAACUCAUCCUGAUGCUGGUUUUGGAGGGGUAAUUCGUAAUUCAGGUGGUGUGUUCAUGGGUGGUUUUGCUGCCUGUAAAAAUGCAAAUUCGGUUCUUGAAGCUAAAGCCCACGCAGCUCUUACUGGUAUUUCUCUUACGGCUGAGAUGUGUCUGGCAAAUGUUGUCAUUGAAUCGAACUCCCAAGUGCUUGUUAAGGAAUUUGGUCCAUCUACCCCAUCAUCUCUACCAUUAGAAAUUUGGUCCAUCUACCCUUGUUAA
Messenger RNA from Prunus avium (sweet cherry), 4061 nucleotides. The record is from RefSeq and is a predicted model, not a curated record. Lineage: Eukaryota; Viridiplantae; Streptophyta; Magnoliopsida; Rosales; Rosaceae.